UGUGAUGAGAGCAUCAGCCCUCACUGCCACGUCUCCCGGGCAGCUGCGGUGGCGGCGGGCUGCGGGGCUCGGGGCUGGCCGCCGGGAGGGGACCCCGCUGCCGGCUGAUGUCCGAGCCGCGCCGCCGCCCGCGCUUGGAUGUACGUGGGAAGGCUUCAGGAUCGUGGUGUGGGUCUCAGGGAGGCACUGGAAGUGGCUUGGUUCCUGGUCAUGCCCGGUGGAAGGAGGGGACCCAGCCGGCAGCAGCUAAGCCGUUCAGCUUUGCCUUCUCUCCAGACGCUGGUUGGCGGGAGCUGCGGGAACGGUGCUGGGUUGAGAAACAGGAAUGGUAGUGCCAUCAGCCUCUCGGCGCCUCCCAUCACAGCGCUGAUCACUCCAGAGCCUGUCCGUCACUGCCGCAUCCCUGAGCUGCCGCUGGAUGGGAGCCUCCUCUUUGAAUUCCUGUUCUUCAUCUACCUGCUGGUAGCCCUCUUCAUUCAGUACAUCAACAUCUACAAGACUGUCUGGUGGUACCCGUACAAUCACCCUGCUUCCUGCACCUCACUGAACUUUCACCUCAUUGACUAUCACCUGGCGGCGUUCAUCACAGUGAUGCUGGCGCGGAGGCUGGUGUGGGCCCUCAUCUCUGAGGCCUCUCAGGUGGGUGCAACAUCAGUGAUUCACUACCUGGUGCGCCUGGUGCUGCUCACCCUCUGUGGAUGGGUGCUCUGCUGGACUUUGGUCAACCUCUUCCGCAGCCAUUCUGUGCUCAACCUGCUCUUCCUGGGCUACCCAUUUGGUGUCUACGUUCCUCUGUGCUGCUUCCACCAGGACAGCAGAGCACAGCCCCUACCUGCGGACUGUGAUUACUUGGUACAGGACCAGAUGGUGGACGACGGGGCUUCAGCUGUCAGCAGCCUGGUCAAACCCAAAGAUUUCCUGUCUCUUCUGUGGGAAUCGCUGAGGGAACAGUUCAAUAAUCCCACGUCCAUCCCCACCCACAGCUGCCCCCUUUCCCCAGAUCUCAUCCGCAAUGAGGUGGAGUGCCUAAAAGCAGACUUCAACCGCAGGAUCAAGGAAGUUCUCUUCAACUCUCUCUUCAGUGCCUACUACGUGGCAUUCCUGCCACUGUGUUUUGUGAAGAGCACCCAGUACUAUGACAUGCGCUGGUCCUGCGAGCACCUCAUCAUGGUGUGGAUCAACGCCUUUGUCAUGCUCACCACUCAGCUGCUGCCUCCCAAGUACUGUGACCUGCUCCACAGAUCAGCUGCCCACCUCGGCAAGUGGCAGAAACUAGAACAUGGUUCCUACAGCAAUGCUCCACAGCAUAUCUGGUCAGAGAACACAAUAUGGCCACAAGGAGUUCUGGUGCGACGCAGCCGGUGCCUCUAUAAAGCAGUUGGGCCUUACAACGUAGCAGUGCCUUCAGAUGUGUCCCAUGCCCGCUUCUAUUUCCUUUUCCACCGUCCAUUACGGCUGCUCAACCUGCUCAUCCUCAUCGAGGGCAGCGUUGUCUGCUACCAGCUCUACUCCCUGCUGCGCUCAGAGAAGUGGAACCAUACCCUCUCCAUGGCCCUCAUCCUCUUCUGCAAUUACUAUGUCUUAUUUAAGCUCCUCCGGGACCGGAUAGUAUUAGGCAGGGCUUACUCCUACCCCCUGAACAACUAUGGACUGAAGGCACACUAGGCCGGCCACACGUGUACCCUUUUUGUCUUUCCCUCCCCACAGGGCAGGGAGGGAACCUCAGAAAAAAAAGAAAAGAUAUUUUCAUACAGUUCUAUUUUUUUCUUGCAGCGUUUCUAAAUAUUUAAAAUAUUUUAUAUUUUGUAUACUAUGGGUUGUUUUUUUUUGGGGGGGGGAGAGGGGAGGGAACCAGUGGCAAUUAAAUGUCGCUUUAUAAACAAGGUGUUAUUUUAUAUAUAUAUAUAUAUAUAAAACCAAAUCAAUGUGUAUAUACAGUAUAUCUCUACCCAUACAUAUAUCUAUGUGAAGCAA
Molecule: messenger RNA, 1974 nt
Organism: Strigops habroptila (Kakapo)
Lineage: Eukaryota; Metazoa; Chordata; Aves; Psittaciformes; Psittacidae
Gene: TMEM39A
Product: transmembrane protein 39A
Exons: 9
Coding region: 139-1665 (508 amino acids)
Biological process (GO): negative regulation of autophagosome maturation; negative regulation of autophagosome assembly
Cellular component (GO): endoplasmic reticulum membrane
Source: RefSeq, a predicted model, not a curated record